This is a messenger RNA of Megalobrama amblycephala (Wuchang bream), 1852 nucleotides long. It is a transcript of the gene ralyla, whose product is annotated as RALY RNA binding protein like. Gene Ontology annotation, cellular component: nucleus. The record is from RefSeq and is a predicted model, not a curated record. NCBI's taxonomy places the organism in Eukaryota, Metazoa, Chordata, Actinopteri, Cypriniformes, Xenocyprididae. Gene Ontology annotation, molecular function: RNA binding. The coding region runs from base 425 to 1291 and encodes 288 amino acids. The transcript is spliced from 9 exons.
CAAGUUCAAAAAACAAUCACACUGAGUCUGAAAUGGUUUGAUCAAGGAUCCAGUUCUCUAAACCCAUUCUUUCUGAAAGCCUACUCUGCUCUGAUUGGUCAUGGCCCAGUCUGUUGUGAUUGGUCAACCAAAGGAAACGAAAUGCCCAUUACCAUGCUGAAUUUCUGUUCCUGAAGCUUCCUCAGCAUAGCAUUUGUACAGACAGUGAUAUGAACAGUAACGUUGGUGUCGGUUUAACCGUAUAAAUUCGAGUCCUCAUCCUUUUGAAGUGCAUGCAAAGUGGAUUUGCUUUCGCAGUGCAGAAAACAGCGUCUUCUCAACAUGUCGUCAACACAAGCCAAACUCUUCCAGGCCUCAGCUACAACUACAGUGUUUGUGGGCGGGUCAAAGUAGACGUUGUUCACAGGCAACCAAUGAAGACGAUAUGCAGGACAUCCUGAGAAGGAUGACUGGGAAAACUCAAACCAGCAAUAUAACAAAUAAGACAGAUCCUCACUCUCUGAAUUCCAGAGUGUUCAUUGGAAACCUCAACACAGCUGUGGUCAAGAAAACUGACAUUGAGCUAAUUUUUGCCAAGUAUGGCAAGAUCACCGGCUGCUCUGUGCACAAGGGCUUUGCUUUCGUCCAGUAUGCCUGCGAGAGGAACGCUCGCUCAGCUGUGGUUGGCGAGAACACCAGGGUGCUUGCUGGACAGACCUUGGACAUUAACAUGGCUGGAGAGCCCCGUCCUUACAGGCCAAAAGUGGGAUCUAAGCGUCCCUUCUCCUUAUACAGUGGCUAUGAAUUUGAUUAUGAUUUCUACAGGGAUGAUUUCUAUACCAGGAUUUUUGACAUUCAUGGGCGAUUUGAACCAUCCCCUCGGGCUAUGAUACCUAUCAAGCAUUCCCGCUUGGUUGCACUCUCAACACGCAGGACGAAAAACUCUUUCCAGCCAAAGAUGUCCACCUGCUCUUCUUAUCUAAGAACGCUGUCAUCAGGUUCCUUACGCUCUAUGGUGAAAUCCGAUCAACUCCUGACAAUCAAGAAAGAACUGUCUCAGAUCAAGAUUAAGAUCGACUCCUUACUGGGAAGGCUAGAGAAGAUUGAACGGAAGCAGUUAGCAGAAGCAGAAGCCCACAGGAAGCACGAGAAGGCCUAUCAAUCUCUCUAUAGUGAGACAGAAGAAAAUUCUGGAGAGGAUGUGGAUCAGGAACAUCAGACGUGGGACGUGACUGAUGAAUGUGAUGAUGGAUAUGAUGACAGGGUAAACAAUGAACUGAUAGAAAACCACAUAUCUGAUGUAGACAACUGAACAAGGACUGAGACCAGUGCACCUAUAAUGUUUACUAUUUUUUGGAAGAUAUCAAGCUGGAAUUGUUGACUUUUCCAUGUCAAACUAUUUAUGUAUUAAGUAUGUAUAUGUAUAUGUAUUUAUUUCGUUCAAUCAUUAUUUUUUGUAAGAAAUUUGAGAUCUAUGAAGUUAUUCUGAUAUCUGCACACAUAAACUAAAACUAAAUGGUGAAAACUGUAACUUUGAUUUCAACUAUGUAAAAUAAUUCAUGUAUUUUGUCUAGAAAAAAAGUGAUAAACUUAAGUGUCAUUGUCAUAAAGGUUUACAAAUAAAUGGAAAAUGUUAUAUUGUAGUGUAUGUGCAUUUUAUUUUUCAGCAUUAAAUGAUUAUGUUUAAGUAAUAUUUAUUGAAUGCACAUUUAUGUAUAGCCUAGGCAUAAGUAAACUAUCAUAAAAUGAGUGAUGUCUCACACAUCAUUAGCUACCUUUUACAUCUCUGUCUAGUUCUUUUCUAUAUUUCUUCUUUAUUUUAUGUGUUUAUAUUGUGUGACAUAUUUGUGAAAUAAAAUCAGCCAGACAUCAA